Molecule: messenger RNA, 1166 nt
Organism: Polyodon spathula (Mississippi paddlefish)
Lineage: Eukaryota; Metazoa; Chordata; Actinopteri; Acipenseriformes; Polyodontidae
Product: progonadoliberin-2-like
Exons: 4
Coding region: 124-384 (86 amino acids)
Biological process (GO): multicellular organism development
Cellular component (GO): extracellular region
Molecular function (GO): hormone activity
Source: RefSeq, a predicted model, not a curated record
AAUAGAGAGGGAGGAGAGGCAGGGAGCAGAGACGCACAGCCCUGGACAAACGACUCGGAGACACUGGAGACUGCCUACUCACUCGCUCAACACAAUCUUCUCCAGACUCCCCCUCCUGUUGCAAUGGCCUGUCGGGGAAAACUCUUGGUGCUGCUGGCGGUGUUGCUGGCUCUGAGUGCUCAGCUAUCCUCCGGGCAGCACUGGUCACACGGUUGGUAUCCAGGAGGCAAGAGGGAGCUGGAGGGCUUCCAGUCCCCCGAGGAUUCAGAUGAAAUAAAGUUGUGUAAUGGAGACGAGUGCAGCUAUCUGAGGCAUCCUCAAAAAAACAUCUUGAGAAGUAUUCUGGCUGACAUGCUCGCAAGGCAGAUGCAGAAGAAGAAGUGACAUCCCCUCUCCCCCCUCCCUCUUCUCUCUCCCCCGUCUGUCCCCUCCCCACACACUCAGACCCUAUGAUCCCAUGAAGUUCAGGUCUGCACUGAGCUACAAACCAGGGACCUGAAAUCAAUUAAUCAAAGUACCCCCCCCCCUCCCCCCAGCUGAAUCCACAUUACUGCAAAAGGAAUGACAUUGUAACGCAUUGUAAAUCCAAAAAAUAAAAAAAGAUUUAUUUUACUACUUAGACCCAACCUGUCAACCUGGCACCGAUGUGAAUGCAUUUAUUCCACACUUAUUAUUACUGUGUUUUGCAAAGAGUCAGUGUUUAUACCUGCUGCUCUGUGUGGAAUGGCUCUUUGAUAAUAUCCACACAGAUAAAUUGAGAUCAACGCUGAAUGGGGGUGUCUCAUAAGAAGGCAGGUUGUGUUUUACAUCUUCAUAAUUCAGAACACUGUAUGUUUUAAAAAGUUACAAUACAAUACAUAAUUGAUCUCUUUCCUGGUGAAUUAAGGGUUUGGGGGUUUUUUCUGAGGGUACACUUGAUUAGCAUGGAACAAGACAAAAGACUGUUUGAGAAGUUACUUCAAGUAGGACAAAUGGGAUUAGUUGUGAUGUACUAACUUGUUUAUAAAAUGUAUGCCAUGACCCACAAUUUCAUCAGGAGAUAAAUACCCACUUACAUUCCUAAUAUAUUCAUUUCAACUACAGUUUAUUUAUGUAGAUAAUCUAUGUACAUUUUCUAUGAGUCUUGUGACUUAAUGAAUUAUUUUCCUGGUAAAAUAAACUACAAA